Messenger RNA from Pezoporus flaviventris, 2231 nucleotides. RefSeq names its product DENN domain containing 2D (gene DENND2D). Bases 50 to 1447 code for a protein of 465 amino acids. The record is from RefSeq and is a predicted model, not a curated record. NCBI's taxonomy places the organism in Eukaryota, Metazoa, Chordata, Aves, Psittaciformes, Psittacidae. Gene Ontology annotation, cellular component: cytosol; nucleoplasm. The transcript has 12 exons.
CGGGGCCACACCGCGGCCGCACCGGGGCCACACCGGGGCCGCGGCCACCAUGGCUUCCAUCGGCAACUUCUUCCGACGGAGCCUGCGGCGCUCCGGCCGCAGAGGCAAAGAGGAGGCUCCUGGUGCAGAGAACCCCUCGCGGGUGCCGCAGGGGAAGGCCGGGGAGCGGAGCCCUCUCCUCUAUUCUGCUGGCCAGUUCUUCUUCGAGUACCUGGUGGUGGUGUCCCUGAGGAAGGUGCUGGAUGGACGUUACGAGCCCAAGAUAACCUACCAGUUCCCAAAGCGUGAGAACUUGCUGAAGGGCCAGAAGGAGGAGGAGGAGCGUCUCCUGCAGGCCAUCCCCCUCUUCUGCUUCCCCGAUGGCAACAACUGGGCCCCUGUCACCGAGUUCACCAGUGAGACAUUUUCCUUCGUCCUCACCAACGUGGAUGGCAGCAGAAAGAUCGGCUACUGCAGGCGGCUGCUGCCAUCGGGCCGUGGCGUCCGCCUCCCUGAGGUCUUCUGCAUCAUCAGCUGCCUGGGCUGCUUUGGGCUCUUCUCCAAGAUCCUGGAUGAGGUGGAGAAGAGGCGGCAGAUCUCCAUGGCAGUGAUUUACCCCUUCAUGCAGGGCCUGCGGGAAUCGCCCUUCCCAGCUCCAGGGAAAACCGUCACCAUCAAAAGCUUCAUCCCCGAGGCAGGCACAGAGCUCAUUGAGCUCACCCGGCCUGUGGAUGCCCACCUGGAGCACGUGGAGUUUCAGGCUCUGCUCCAGCAGCUCAGCCCCCAGCUCAUCCUGCACAUCUUUGCCUCGGCCGUGCUGGAGCGACGGCUCAUCUUCCUGGCGCAGGAGCUCAGCGUCCUCUCGCAGUGCAUCCACGCCGUGGCCGCUCUCCUCUACCCCUUCACCUGGGCUCACACCUACAUCCCCGUGGUACCCGAGUGCCUGCUCGACACCGUCUGCUGCCCCACGCCCUUCAUGGUCGGCAUCCAGAUGCGGCACCUGGAGCGGGUCCUGGACCAGCCGAUGGAGGAGGCUCUGAUCAUUGACCUCUGUGAAGGGAAGAUCCUCCGGGCGGUUGGCGAUGAGGAGGAGAUCUUGCCCAUCAAGCUGCAGAAUGAGAUGCUGACGUCUCUGAGCAGGCACAACAACAACAACAACGUGCACACACCCGAGCAGGUGAACACGCUCGUCUCCGAGGCCUUCGUGCACUUCUUUGUGCGGACAGUGGGCCACUACGCCUCGCACAUCAAGUGGAGCAAAAGCGGAGCAGGAACCUUCCAGGAGCGAGCCUUCUGCAAGGCCGUGGCCUCCAGGAGCAGCCGCAAGUUCGUGAAGAAGUUUGUGAAGACCAACAUGUUCUCCCUGUUUAUUGAGGAAGCAGAAAAGAGCAGGAUCCCCCAGGAAGCGUAUUUCCAGCGGAAAAUAACAGAGUACCGGGAACAGAAGAAGCACCGAAGGGAUUCCUGAAGCCCGGCCUGGAGCAGGGUCACUGCCAGCAGCACCACACAGCACGGACUCUGCCCCAUCCAAGGGCAGAGCACCCCUGCCUCUGCUGGACGUGUCCACCAGUUCCUACCCAUCUGUGACUCACGAGAUGUCUGGGCAGCACCAAACACCAGUUCCCAGCUUUUCCCUUUUUCCUCAGGGCACCAUGGCACUGGAAAACUCUGUUUGCACAGAGCUAGCAAGCGGGCUGUGCUCUCUCCUCUGCUCUCACUAGCACCAGGCACAAACUGCAGCUCACAGUGCCCAGCCCUGGGCAGAGACUUGGACCCACCAGGACCUCAGGCAGCACUGAGGGAAGUUGGGGAGCUGGCUGCAGGACAACAAAGGCUGUAGAGUAGUUGUUAGAGAAGAUGAGUAGAAAUAGUGUUAUUUCCCAUGCAAGCAAAGCUAGGGUUUGCAAAUCAGUAACAUCCUAUGGGACAAGCUUCCAAGGUUUCUAUUAUUAACAAGUGUUUCAUUGGAUUUUCUAUCAAGAUAUACUCAUUGUUAAAUAGCAGCAGGAACUGUUAUGGUGGGUUGUAGUGGUUUCCUCUACAGCAGCUGCCUGGGACCACUUAGAGCCCAGUUUAGCUCUUUAUAGAAACAAAAAGAGUCUUUUCCAGCAGGUUAUUUAUUUGUGCUAUAAGCAAACUGUGAAGGCCACUGGGCUGUGUUUUGUAGUAGAGGGAAAUGGCUGAUCAACAGCUUCGAGUGGGGAGGAAGUAUUUGUUAAAUCCAGCAGUAAAACACAUCAACAUCCUCCUUG